AUGGCGAAAAGUCGUAAGAAUCAGAAAACCAAGCGUGACGCUGCGACCGCUUCUGCCAAAGCAGCCGGCGUACCGCGAAGCAAAAAGCCUCCCCGUCUGCCUGACAUCAACGUUGAGGCGGCGAAUCGUCUGCAACAUCCACCGCCACUGCACCAGCGACAGCAACAAAUUCCUCUUCAUGCUCCUGGCUUCUGGCCUCAACAUGGUUGGUCUGGGGACCCCAAUCUCACAGUCCGCGAUAGCAGUCGCGAUGUCAGUCGCCCUGUUGGCCCUGAUGCAUUCCAGUUCCAUCCUAGCCCUUACGGCCGGCAGGAGCAGCAGAGCAGCUACCCGGGCGCCCCUGUCUAUGCAGGUUGGUACCUCAAACAUCCAUAUUCAAUGCCUUCUCCGUCCUAUGUCUCUUCGUACAUGCAGCCAAGGGUAGACCCAGCGUUUCUGGAAGGUCUUCGCUACCCAGGACACCAGCAGUCUUACCUGCCUCCACAAUAUGACCCCAGCAAGGAUGAAUAUGUCAAAGAGGCGGCAGCCGCGAAAGACUAUGGGAGCAAAGACAAAGGGAAGGAUCGAGCAGCGGUGCCGCAUAAUCCCCUUUUCCAGCUUCGUCCUGAGGCUCCCGAAUUCGUCCCAAAUGACAGUUUCACAUCGUUCGAAGAAGAGGAAACCGAUACGAAUACUGACACUGAUACCGCUUCGGCUUCGGAUUCUUCUUCUGAACCUCAAACUCAGCUUGGUCAUCGGAGACAGAGAUCAGCUACUUUCUGA
Messenger RNA from Rasamsonia emersonii CBS 393.64, 762 nucleotides. RefSeq lists its product as uncharacterized. The transcript has 3 exons. The record is from RefSeq and is a predicted model, not a curated record. The coding region runs from base 1 to 762 and encodes 253 amino acids. Lineage: Eukaryota; Fungi; Ascomycota; Eurotiomycetes; Eurotiales; Trichocomaceae.